AUGGCUCUCAUCGACUCCAACCCGAUUCCUAACGUCACCUUGGAGGCCCCCCUGUACACCUGUGGGCAAACUACCCCUCCGACACUCCCGGUUCAUGACUUUUUCGGGGAGAAACCAUACCCAGUGGGACGCCUCCUUUGGUCUGCCGAUCCCCAGUCGUCAGACUUUGUACCGGCUGAUAACGAGCACAUACGCAAGUGCAUGCGUAGGGCUGCCGAGAUACACCGCCAAGUUCGUACCUAUGCUAGGUCUGUUCUCAAGGUAGGAGUCAGCAUGUACGCCGCAGCGGAGGACAUAGAGAGCCGCAUUCGCCUCUUGUGCGGCCAUUCUGAGGACGAGUUCUGCACGUAUAAGCCAGAUGACAAUGCCUGGUGUGCUCAGGCCUUUCCGCUUGGUCUGUCAUACAACCACUGUGCUGCCCACUAUACUCCCAUCAAGCACGAUGACCAUAUCAUCGCUGAGAAGGAUGUUAUCAAAGUUGACUUUGGGAUUCACUGCGAUGGGUAUAUUAUCGAUUCUGCCUUCACUAUUCACUUUGAUCCUAUGUUCGACCCCCUGGCGCAGGCCAGCUUGGAGGCUACAACAGAGGCAAUUAAGCUUGCAGGUCCCGAUGUCCUCAUAUCUGAAUUAGGAAAUAAGAUAGAAGAGAUCAUCUGCUCGUACGAGAUGGAUUACAAGAACCAGAACGCACCUAUUAAGCUUCAACCGGUCCGCAACCUGUCUGGACACAUGGUUGGAAAGUAUAAGAUACAUUCAGGCAAAUCUAUACCAAACUGCAGAGGAAAGGGAAAAGAGUAUGGCCGCAUGCUUGAAGGGGAGACAUUUGCAUGUGAAACGUUUGCAUCCACGGGCCGCGGGAUGAUCAGCGAUGAGUACCCUGUUUCUCACUACAUGGUCUCGUCGAAGUCCAUGUCACUCCAGCCGGCCUUCAUCAAGGGGCCCGAGAUGUCCAAGAAGCUUUUCACUAAGCUGCGCACCAUGUUUGGCACCUUGGCAUGGAGUCCCAGGACUCUUGAGUCCAUGGGAGAGAAGAACUUCCAACUUGCUCUCGACACGCUCGUCAAGAACGGGGUUGUCAACGCGUAUCCCAAACUCAGUGACAAGUCGGGCUGCCACACGUCUCAGUUUGAACAUACUUUUAUGGUGGGCAGUUGGGGAACGGAGGUCUUCAGCGCAGGCGAUGACUACUGA
This is a messenger RNA of Giardia duodenalis, 1191 nucleotides long. RefSeq names its product Methionine aminopeptidase. Gene Ontology annotation, molecular function: metalloaminopeptidase activity. NCBI's taxonomy places the organism in Eukaryota, Fornicata, Diplomonadida, Hexamitidae. Gene Ontology annotation, biological process: proteolysis. The record is from RefSeq and is a predicted model, not a curated record. Bases 1 to 1191 code for a protein of 396 amino acids. The transcript has a single exon.